AUGUGCCCCUUCCCGCUUGUUGUCUGCGUAGAGAUGUCGGUGAUGAUUGAGACCUCGCUCGGGGAGGUGGUGGUGGAUCUGUUCUGCGAAGACGCCCCGCUCGCAGCAAAGAACUUCCUCAAGCUCUGCAAGAUCAAGUACUACAAUGGCUGCCUUUUCUACAACGUACAGCAAAACUUCAUGAUACAGGCGGGGGAUCCCACCGCUACGGGCAAAGGUGGCACGUCGGUGUACGGCCUCAUGUACGGCGAGCAAGCCCGAUUUUUCGAGGACGAAAUCAGCGCUACGAGCCGCAAGCACGACGAGGCCGGCCUGUUGUCGAUGGCCAACAUGGGGGUGCCCAACUCGAACGGCUCUCAGUUUUUUUUCUCCAUGCGCGGCGAUGACAUGCAACACCUCGACGGCAAGCACACCGUGUUCGCCAAGGUGAUGGAGGGGAUGGAAACCCUGGAGGAGAUAAACGGGCAGUUCUGCGACGACAACGGGAGGCCGUACCGCGACAUUCGCAUCCUGCACACAUACGUCCUGGACGACCCGUUCGACGACCCGCCUCAGCUUGUGGUUCCCGAUGAGUCCCCUUUGCGCGACCGACCUGAGGAGGAAAAAGUGGCGCUGCGCCUGGGAGCGCUGGACAAGGUGUCCUUGGAGGCCGACGAGAGGACGGAGCUCGAGAGGGAGAAGCAGCUGAGAGAAAAGACGGCGAGGUCUAACGCUGUGGUCCUGGAGAUGAUCGGAGAUCUCCCCGAUGCGGACAUGAAGCCGCCGGAGAACGUUCUGUUCGUGUGCAAGCUCAACCCGGUCACCACUGACGACGACUUGGAGAUUAUCUUCACCAGGUUCGGGACCUGCCGGGCCGAGAUCUGCCGGGAUCACAUCACUGGCGACAGCCUUAACUACGCAUUCGUGGAGUUCGAGGCUAUAGAGUCAUGCGAGGAGGCGUUCAAGAAGAUGAACAACGUGCUCAUCGACGAUCGGCGCAUCCGGGUAGACUUCAGCCAGUCUGUUGCCAAAGAGUGGUCGAAGUACAAGGGCAGGGCCCAGGGGGGCCAGAAGCUGGCUAGCGGAAAGGGGGGCAAGCCAGCACAGCAGCCACAGCAGAACAACACCCAACGAGACGGCCACGCCUCGGGUGGCGGGCACGGCGCUGCGGGUCAACACCGCAAAAGCAAAUGGGGGAACGCCCCCGUUAGCGGGGGGGUGGCACAUGUGGUCGGGAAACCGCCCUCGGAGAACAGGCGGGGAGGAGAUGCCACCUCGCACCGUCAGGACGGAGGGCGAAACCGCGAAGGGCAAUCGGCCGCCUCUGGGCGGGGCAAUAACGAGACGGUCGGGGGUGGCGGACACGGUCGUCGACGGGAAGAGGACCGCCGGGGUGGCAGAGGAGACAGGCGCGACGGCCGCAGCGACGGAAGACGCGGAGAUGGCCGAAGGAAGGAUGACGGGGGCGACAGGAGGCACGGCGGUGACGACGGCGGGGGGCGGCGCUCUCGCGACGAUGAGAGCGAGCGCAGAGAGAGGAGGGACGAAGCCUCGAGGGGAGGGGACGGGAGACACGGUGGGAGUCGGCACAGCAGAGCCAGAGGUGGGGAGGAUCGAAGGGCGGAAGACGAAGGUCGCAACGGCGGCGGCCACAGCAAGAACGACGAUCGUGGUCACCGAGAUGACAGCCACCGCGGCAGUAGAGAACGCGGCCACGGGGGGGGCGACGACCGCUCUAAACGACACGACCGUAGCAGGAGCAGGAGUCGCGAAAAGCAUCGUCGGAGGGGUGGGAGUCGGGAUAGGAGAUCGAAGCGGUAG
Molecule: messenger RNA, 1800 nt
Organism: Ectocarpus siliculosus
Lineage: Eukaryota; Phaeophyceae; Ectocarpales; Ectocarpaceae
Source: the annotation of a GenBank genome assembly